AUGAAAAUCAAAUAUAUUAGCAACAGCGUGAUGUUCAUGUUACAGUUCCUUGGCUCAACUCUUUAUGCUCUUUGGUUUUCAAUGCUUUACCUCUCGAUUAUCACAACUCUAAACCGUUUCAUAUCCGUGGUAUUCGCAUCAUAUUAUAGCAUUAUUUUCGAGCGGCGAAACGUCAAAGUAGCCCAAGAACGUUCUGAUUGUUGUAGUUGUGUUUUAAACAGUCGAUUUACUGGCUUACGCCAGGUGUUUCAGAUAAUGUAUUUCUUGGCUUUCAUGAUAUUUCUUAUUGCGUGGGUUGUAAAGCUGACACCAUAUUCUAGUUAUAUUUUCAACAUGACGGACCUCUCUUGGACAUACGCAAAAGAUGAUAGUUAUAUACUUUCCCGGUUGUCACAUUACUUUGGUACAUAUGGCAUCGUGGUAGAGGUUAUAUGUGCAGUCACUGCCUAUACCGUCAUUUUUGCCAACAUUCUGGUACGAAGGAAAAGAUCCUUGAAGUUGUCAGAAAUGGUGCUGACGAUUCAGCAUUUUUGCGUCUCAUUACUAUACGUGUUUGGUUUCAUCUAUUGGGAUUUUAUCGACGUGUGGAAUGAUGCCAAUGUCGUCACAAACUUCUUCAGUAUUUUAACAUGGAUCUUUAUUGUCGGUUUGAAUCCAUUCAUCUACCUCUCAGUGAACAGGUGA
This is a messenger RNA of Cooperia oncophora, 684 nucleotides long. The record is from the annotation of a GenBank genome assembly. Lineage: Eukaryota; Metazoa; Nematoda; Chromadorea; Rhabditida; Trichostrongylidae.